AUGAAGCUAUUCCAUAGCAUUUUGAGUUCGACAUUGGUUGCUGUCACAGUCGCAGCGCCUGCGCUCAAAGCUGCCGAAUCUUCUCAACAACCAGCGUCGUUCUAUCCAAUUGGAAUUUCUGGGGGUCAGAAUGCUAAGGUAGCUGGUAGACUCUUUGAUAUUGAUGGUAGGGUUGAACGCUUUGCAGGGACCAAUGCUUGGUGGCUCGCGCAUCUGCAGGAUAACGCUGAUGUCGACAAAGUAUUGGACGAGGUGGCAAAGACUGGAUACAAGAUUCUUCGCGUCUGGGCCUUUGGAAACGUCAAUGAAGUGCCAGAUCUGGCAGAGACGGACUUGACACACCAGGUCUACUUCCAAGUAUUGAACUCAAGCGGCGCCUAUAUUAACUGGGCAGCCAAUGGUAUUCCCCGUCUCGAUUAUGUCGUCUCUUCUGCUGAGAAGCACGGCAUCAAGCUGGUACUUCCCUUUGUUAAUAACUGGGACGACUAUGGAGGCAUCAAUACCUACUCCGCGGCAUUCGGCAGUAAUGCUACGUCCUUCUACACAGAUCCCACCACUCAAGCAGCAUACAAGAGCUACAUAAAAACGGUCAUAACCCGAUACGCAGAUUCCCCAGCCAUCUUCGCCUGGGAAUUAUGCAAUGAGCCACGCUGCCAAGGAUGUGAUACCUCAGUUAUCACGAAAUGGGCAGCCGAAACAUCGGCAUAUGUCAAGAGUCUCGAUCCCGGACACAUGAUAACUCUCGGCGAUGAAGGCUGGCUUGCUCCUGAUGACGGCCUGGGUGAUGGUUCUUAUGCCUACGCUGGAGGUAUCGGCAUUGAUUUCGCAGCUAAUCUAAAGAUCAAGACCCUUGAUUACGGCGUCUUCCACCUAUACCCCGACUCCUGGGGCUACAACUACACCUGGGGGUCGACGUGGAUUGAGCAGCACGAUGCUCUGGGCAAAGCUGCGGGCAAACCCGUCAUAUUGGAAGAAUACGGAGCUCCGUUCCCACACAAUCAUACGGGUGUCGAAGGCCCAUGGCAGGCAACGGUACUGAAGAGUGGGCUGGCCGCGGAUCAGAUUUGGCAGUUUGCGACGCCGUAUCUGACGGUCCCGGUGGAGGAUAUUAUUGAUGUGAACUCUAUCUUUUAUAAUGAUACUGAGUAUGCGACUCUUGCGAAGGAGCAUGCGGCUCAGAUGUUGGCCAAGGCUGCCUCAGAGUGA
Molecule: messenger RNA, 1206 nt
Organism: Amorphotheca resinae ATCC 22711
Lineage: Eukaryota; Fungi; Ascomycota; Leotiomycetes; Helotiales; Amorphothecaceae
Product: glycoside hydrolase family 5 protein
Exons: 3
Coding region: 1-1206 (401 amino acids)
Molecular function (GO): hydrolase activity, hydrolyzing O-glycosyl compounds
Source: RefSeq, a predicted model, not a curated record